UUCCGCAAAGCCUUGGACACCACCCUUCCGCCGCGGCCGACCAACCGCCGCCGGAGGAGCUGGCUACUUCCGGCCGCGGGGGCCAGAUCGCGGAAGUGCCGGCACCGUGUGCGCCGCCACCGCGUCCGAGAUGGCGGAUCUCCACCGCCAACUGCAGGACUACCUGACGCAGGGCAAAGCGAGCAGGACGGCGGCCGCCGAGCCGCUGCUCGCCGCGAGGGCAGCAGAAGAGCCCGCGGCCGGGGCCUGGCUAGGCCGCACGGCUCUGCGGUGGCCGUGGGCUGCGAGCCCCACGGAGCCGCCGCCCGCGGGCGCGAGCUGCAUCCCGAACGUGACGCGCGGGCAGCGCCUGGCGGCGGGCGGGCUGUGCCUGCUGCUGGCGGCGCUCUGCUUCGGGCUGGCGGCGCUCUACGCGCCGCUGCUGCUGCUGCGCGCCCGCAAGUUCGCGCUCCUGUGGUCGCUGGGCUCCGUGCUGGCACUGGCGGGCGCGGCGCUGCUGCGGGGCGGCGCGGCGUGCGGGCGCCUGCUGCGCGGCGAGGAGGCGCCGUCGCCCGGCGCCCUGUGCUACGCGGCCGCCCUGGGGGGAACGCUCUACGCCGCGCUGGCCCUGCGCAGCACGCCGCUGACGGCGCUCGGCGCCUGCGCGCAGCUGGCCACCCUGCUGCGCGCGCUGCUGGGGCUGCUGCCCUGGGGCGGCGGCACGGCGCUGCGUCUGGCGCUCGGCCGCCUGAAGCGCGGGGCCGGCCUAGCCAGCGCGCUCCCGGUGUGACGGUCCCCCGUCUCGAGGAAGCGGAACUGGGCCGGCUGGAGACGGUGCGCGCGCGGCUACCCACGCUCCACGCUGCCGACAGGACCGCGCGGCGGAGUCCGUGAGCUCGGAGCGGCUGUCACCAACUGACGCACGGGGCUGGGUCAGAAGAUCCUUAGGCUUCUUCCGUUCUGGGCAGCAUGUGGCCCCGCGAAGAAGUGAUUGUGCUUGCUAACUGCUGUGGAGAAGGCUGUCAGUGAGCUGCUUUCCUACUAACUGGCUUUACUUGGACGUCAGGUUAAGAGGUCAAAAGACAUGAAUAGCUUUCUGACUUGGCUGCUUUUGGAAGAACUACAUUUUCCCUUUUGUCGUUUAAAGAAAUGCAGUAAGGUUUCGGUUUUACUGCAGUUUUUCGAAGCCUCAUUCCUAUUCACUGUAAAUCAAUCCAGAUUAUCAGAUUAAACACUAAAUUUAGCCACUGGAUUUAAAA
Molecule: messenger RNA, 1238 nt
Organism: Meriones unguiculatus (Mongolian gerbil)
Lineage: Eukaryota; Metazoa; Chordata; Mammalia; Rodentia; Muridae
Gene: Sft2d3
Product: SFT2 domain containing 3
Exons: 1
Coding region: 131-769 (212 amino acids)
Biological process (GO): vesicle-mediated transport
Cellular component (GO): membrane
Source: RefSeq, a predicted model, not a curated record